AUGGGUAUCAAAAUAGAUAUGUCAAAAGCCUUUGACAGAGUUGAUUGGACAUUUCUGAUGACCAUCAUGAAGAAGAUUGGUUUCAAUGACCAUUGGUGCAACAAAAUAUUUCAGUGCAUCUCCACUUCCACCUCUGUUGUUCUUAUCAAUAGAUCUCCAGAUAAAUUCUUCAAACCUUCCAGGGGUCUAAGGAAAGGUGACCCUCUCUCUCCCCAUCUUUUCCUUUUCUGCAUGGAAACCCUUUCUAGAACUCUCAUUCAUGCAGAAGAGUUAGGUCUCAUAACUGGGAUUAAAAUUUGCAAGUCUGCUCCUUCCAUCAGCCACCUUCUUUUUGUUGAUGACUGCAUGGUCUUUUGCAAAGCCAAUAUGACUGAAGCUCAGAACAUUAUGGAUAUUCUAAAGAUGUUUGGAGACAAUUCUGGUCAGCUCAUAAAUUUCAACAAGUCUGGAGUCUUCUUCAGCAAUAAUACUAAUCCAAGUCUUAUCCCCACCAUCAGCAACAUCAUGGGUGUUCAAGUCCUUCAGCUAGAUGAUAAAUACCUAGGUUCACCUCUCUUCACUCAAAGAAGAAAAAUUACCUCUUUCAAACCUGGAGUUGAUAAAUUGAAAACAAGACUAUCCAGCUGGAAAAAUGUACCUCUAAACCCUGUUGGGAGAGAAGUGCUCAUUAAAUCUGUCACUUCUUCUGCUUGUAUCUACCAAAUGAACCUGCAAAGACAUCAACAAACUCCAAAGGGACUUCUUCUAGGGAAAAAGCAUGGAAAACCCAACUUGUGA
Molecule: messenger RNA, 777 nt
Organism: Papaver somniferum (opium poppy)
Lineage: Eukaryota; Viridiplantae; Streptophyta; Magnoliopsida; Ranunculales; Papaveraceae
Exons: 1
Coding region: 1-777 (258 amino acids)
Source: RefSeq, a predicted model, not a curated record